Molecule: messenger RNA, 1225 nt
Organism: Humulus lupulus (European hop)
Lineage: Eukaryota; Viridiplantae; Streptophyta; Magnoliopsida; Rosales; Cannabaceae
Exons: 5
Coding region: 114-1046 (310 amino acids)
Source: RefSeq, a predicted model, not a curated record
UUUGGUUCAGUUCGUCUCACACUCACACUCUCCUUCCCACACUUCUGAACCAUAAAAAAUUCACUCAAGCUCCACCAUGCCUCCCAUAACCAUUUCCUUACAACCUCUCAUCCAUGGCCAACGCAAUCACUCUCUCUAGCUCCUCUCUCCUCUCCCGUUCCCUCUUGUCAGAACCCACUUCCACUCUCACAUUUAGGUUCCAAAUAAGGCGUAGCAGAAGCAGACCCAAAACCAUGGCCAUGGCACCCUCCCUCCGUACCAAAGUUACUCCUGCCGUGAUCGUCGGUGGUGGAAGGGUCGGAAGAGUCUUGCAAGACAUUGGCAACGGCGAUGAUUUGCUGGUCAAGAGAGGAGACCCUGUACCGCUUGGUUUCAGUGGUCCCAUCUUCGUUUGCACCAGGAACGAUGAUCUCGAGGCUGUUCUUGAGGUCACUCCUCGCUCCAGAUGGAACGAUUUGGUUUUCUUCCAGAAUGGGAUGCUGGAGCCCUGGCUUGAAAGUAAAGGUCUUGAUGAUGCUGAUCAAGUAUUGGCAUAUUUUGCUGUAUCCAAGCUUGGGGAACCUCCUGUUGAUGGAAAGACUGAUACCAAUCCUGAAGGUCUGACAGCGGCAUAUGGUAAAUGGGCCGCUGCAAUUGCAGAAAGAUUGCAAGCUGGAGGUCUCUCAUGCAAGGUUCUUGGUAAGGAUGAAUUCCAGAAGCAGAUGCUAGAGAAGCUAAUAUGGAUUUCAGCAUUCAUGCUUGUGGGAGCUCGUCAUCCAGGAGCGACAGUAGGAGCUGUGGAGAAAGAUUACCGCUCUGAAGUGUCUAGCCUUAUUGCGGAGCUUGCAUCUGCAGCAGCAGCUGAAAAGGAGCUAGUGUUUGAAGAAGCCAUGGAGGAGAGAUUAUGUGCUUACUCAAGAGCUGUUUCCCACUUCCCUACAGCAGUUAAAGAGUUCAAAUGGAGGAACGGUUGGUUCUAUUCUCUUUCUGAGAAGGCUAUUGCUGAAGGAAAACCUGAUCCAUGUCCUCUGCAUACAGCUUGGCUUAAAGAAUUGAAAGUUAUUUAGAUAUUGAAUUUUCUGUUUCAACACCUUUAUGAGGAAUAUUUUACUUGCGGGGAAUGCAAAUGUAUUUUUUGUUAAAAUUGUGGGAGUUGGUAAUUUGGAAAAAAAAAAUUAUUUAUUUGCCGCAUUUCAAGCACCAAUAAAUUUAUAUAUUUAUAUAAAUGUAUUUAUUUGUAAUGAUC